Molecule: messenger RNA, 759 nt
Organism: Myiozetetes cayanensis
Lineage: Eukaryota; Metazoa; Chordata; Aves; Passeriformes; Tyrannidae
Gene: PRRG4
Product: proline rich and Gla domain 4
Exons: 6
Coding region: 76-759 (227 amino acids)
Cellular component (GO): extracellular region
Molecular function (GO): calcium ion binding
Source: RefSeq, a predicted model, not a curated record
GCAGCCCCGGGAGACGCUGCCCCUCCGGCUCCGCUCGGGCCGCCGCCUGGAGCAGCCCCGGCACAGAUCCUGGCCAUGUUGGCGUUUUUGGUACUGCUGUGUCAACUGCAUGUGAUGAUGUUCGCGUUUCCUCACUGCCCUGGGAGAUUAAGUAACUUGAAGCAACCUGAAUGGAAAGACGUGUUCACCUCUGAAAAGGAGGCCAAUUUAUUCAUCGGACGACACCUUCUGAACAACAGAUUUGAUUUCGAAGUAUUCACGGCAGAUAACCUGGAGAGAGAAUGCUAUGAAGAGCUGUGCAACUAUGAAGAAGCAAGAGAAAUUUUUGAAGACCACGACAAAACGAUGGAUUUUUGGAAAGACUAUUCAACUAAAGGCCCUAAAAUAAAAAUAGGAGAUGAGACACUACAAAAGAUCAAUGUCACAGGACUUCUCAUCAGUCUCGUUGCUGCUGGAGUACUGUUGGUUAUAAUUGCACUGAUUGUCUUCUACUGCUGCAAAAGCAGAUGCAAAUCAAGGCAACCUCCAGGGUACUUGGAUUACGUCGGGAGCAGACGACGUGGCUCAGCCAACAUCUUCAGAAGGCACGAGGAGUUUUCUUUAAACCCACUUCCUCCCAGAACUGAUGAUUCAGGACUGCCCACUUACGAGCAGGCAGUGGCUUCAGACGGACAGCACAACGUGCCACCCCCCCCUUACCCAGGGCCCCCCAGGGGGACGUGGGUGUUCAGAAAGUCGAUGUCCCUUCCUGCCCCCUAA